UGAUGCAACUGUUAACAAGAACCAUCUGAUGCCACGAAACCGAGCCUCAGGUUCGGUACAAAGUGCAGCUUUCUUGAGGCUGGCGAUCGAUGUUGAGAGCAGGCGGUGAACAAGACAUUGUGGGCGGAGUCUCCAGGAUCUUGCCCCGCCCCUCAGCGUUGAAUGACAGGUGGCAGCGCGCCUGCGCCUUGAGACCCGAUUUGAAAGGAUGGCGCUGAUGAUAACAGAGGACUGGAUUCGGCGGAGGCUGGAUCUGAAGGAACAGCGGCUGGCGGAUGUACGUUCUUUGUUUCUUCCAGGAAGUUAUGAAGAAAAGAUCACACAUCUUGGAAAAUCCCUUAAGAAUUUCACCCGUCUUAAAACACUAGACCUAUCUCGUAAUUCUCUUGUUACAUUAGAGGGGAUCCAGCAUUUGAUUCAUCUGGAAAAGCUCAACUUAUAUUAUAACAAGAUAACAAGUUUGAAAGAGAUUUUUCUCCUUCGUAAUCUGGGUUGUUUGAAAGAACUUGAUCUGAGACUGAACCCUGUGUCCAAAAAUGAAUCAGACUAUCGACUUUUUGUUGUGCACAUGCUCCCCAAUCUUAGGCGAUUAGAUGAUAGACCAAUUAGAGACAGUGAGCGCAAAGCAGCACUGAUGCACUUCACUUCAGAUCAGGCAUAUGAGUUCCAAGAUUAUCCGGUUGAGGAAGCAGAAAAUGAAAGAUCCAGACAUCCCAGAGCAGAUUUUGUAAACUCAUUGACAAAGAAAUGUACAGAACUUGAUGAGGAUGAUGAAGCUGUUUUGAACCUGAUUGCAAAAUGUGACUGGGAUUUGAACAAACGCUCCGGAAUUACAGGUUCAGCCAAAAGUGUUCCUGAAGCCAAGUUGCACAACUUGCAAAGUAUUCGUGAGAUUGAUGGUGCUUCAGAAAACCAGGAACCUGCGGCAAGAAAUACCUUACAAUCAACCAGAUCGCUGUCCAUCAACAUUCCUAAGGUAAUUGCAAAUUCACAGAAGAAAAGUUCUGCACAGUUUCAAGCAUUUACUGAAGAACAUUCAGCAUUACCCAGUGCUUCCUCUCCACAAUCUCAUGCCCUACCGGGUGGCACAGAGAUCACCACAAGAUGUGGCCGAGUAACCUUUGUGGAAGGUAAAACCCAGGAGUCCCCUGCAGUGGAUCCCAACUUGAAGUUUCAAGAUGAAGCUGAGGCUUAUCAUAGGGUCACCUCCCACGCACACUUUACUCCACACCCAGGCACGUCACAGAUACCAGGACAUCAUUUAGCCAACUCAAUAGCAUCUUGCACUUUCACUGGUUCCUUUCCAGCCAAUGAGGUGAAUGGAGAGAAGGAAAAAGUUGGGGACGAACCCAUCAGGUUGGCACAUGGUCAUGCGACAGAGACGCUAAAACUACUGGGUGGACAAUCCUCAGUAGCCCCGACAGUGCCAGCCUGCCAUUCCAAUCGAACAGGGGAGCCACGUAUCAGAAGGCAUCCUACACCUCUCAGACCUGGUUGUGAUGACAGAAGGAGAAACGCUACUGCCCUUGAAGGCUGUGAGAUGUUUCAAUCCAUGCCCGCUGAUUUACUGUCCGAUGAGUGUGGUGCAGUUGAUGCAAAAAUCUCAAAUCCAAACCUCAUGGAUAAUUUUCUAGACCUAGUUGACAGAUAUUGGAAUGGAUUUAAGUCUCUUCAUUGUAAUGAAAAAUUUCUGACACAAGCAUGGAGAAUCAUGUGUGACAUUCAAGAGCAAAUGGUGCUCGAAAACCAGCCUAAAGAAACCAGGAAACUUCAGGAGGGAAUAAACGAUUUAAAAGCGAAGAAUAAGACUUUGGAAAACUGCCUUUGUCAGCAGAAACAACAGUAUAUGGAAGAAUUCCAAAAGCUAUCUGUGCAACUCUCACAGGCUCAAAGAGACAUGGAAAUGCUGAAGGAUUGUUUAGGUCAGACUUUGGAUGAGAAAAAUCAUUUGCAGAACCACCUGAUAAAACUUGAACAAAAAGCACUUAACACAUCCAGUUCCAAAAACCAGCAAGUUGAAGAGCUGCAGAACCAUAACCAGAAGUUGCAAUGUGAGAUUGAUAAUCUGAAACACAAAGCCCAGUGUUACACCAAAGUCCAGGAACUGGUUGACAAGCUCCAGGAAAGCCACAGGGUGCUGGUAUGCACAAAUGAGCACUUGUUGAGGGAGCUGAAUGAAAUGCGAGCAAGACACAAAGCAGAAGUCGAUCAGUUGCAUUGGAGCUACAUUCAACUGAAAAAAACCAUGGAGCCAUCUCCCCGCAGUAUGACUGCUUCAGCAUCUGGAUGCUUGCCAUUGGGCAGAGAGAUUAAAAGCCGCAUGGAGUUAGAACAUCAAAAACGCUGAAGGAAAUUUCCCGGAAAAACUGAAAUGUCUUACAAAGAACAAAUGACAAAAACCCUGGGUGACUUCAUGCUGUUUAUUGAAAGCACCACUCUUUUUCUACCAAUACAAGACUUACUGAUGAACAGAGAUGUGUCAAACUUGUCUGCUGUCUGUGCAAACAGUAGUAUUUUUACAAUUUUAACUAAUUCAAUGUCGGUUUAGGUCUGGUUCAGCAUUUUGCAAUUUCUCAAUUCUUUUGCUAGUUUUCUCCUCCACUUAUUUCCAAAUGCCCUGAAGUUUGAACAUAGUCCUCCAGAAGCCAAUUACAUAUUUGAUUGCUUAAAAUAUACUUUUACUUGUCUCUCCCUGAAUAAGCAAGUGCAGAACCUCUCAGUCUGGACUUCUAAUAGUUCACUAAACAAACAAAUAGUUUGAAAUCAUGCCACGUAACUUUCCCUGUAUUUGGUUUCCCUCAAUGUGCGAUGUUACAUUGCUUUCAUUCUCUGCCGCCUGCACAUUUGAAUCUGGAGUUAGGAAGUCAAUCUACGGCAUUAGUAACUUGAAACCUUUGUUUGGAAAAAUCUCUGCUUUUAUUAAGACUACUAAACAUUUUAAAAUACAUCAGCAUUAAGAAAAUUUACUACUAACUUUGAAGAAGGUGAAAGAACAAUUCUAUGUCUUGAAUUGCAAGACAAAUAUUAUUAUUUUACAAUCCACUGAAUAUUUCAAUGUAUAUAUGGGUAUUCACAUGGUUUAGGCAGGUUGUUAGUUUGCAGAAAUGAGCUGAAAGCUUCUUCCUAAAUUUCUUAUUCAAAUAAAAAUUCCACUGUUUUAUUCAAUUAUGCAUCUGCAUGAAGCAAGUGCACUUUUAAGAGAAGCAAGAAAACUCAAAGAUUUGUGUUAAUAUUAAAGGGCAGGUGGAACAGGCAGUUUGAGAAUUUUUUGAUGUGCAUUCUAACUAUAAAAUAGAAGCUCCUAUUCUUGUACUUUUGAGAUGUAAACUAAUUUUCUUAAAAUUUUUAUUUUCCUGUCUAUGGUGGCCUUCCUCUUCGGUGGACCAUCUACAGCCAAUUACAGAUGGCUCUGUCUCUGGUUCCACACCAUAUUGCCUUCCUAAUGGCAUUUGUAGCGAACUCUCAUUACACCUCCCCUUCACUCAAAUCUGUUUACAAUAGGAGUUUCCAAUUAAAUCUUUGCUCUGCCUUUCUCUGUCAUCUGCUCGACUGUUUAAUAGUGAGACUGCUUAUCUGGCAACCAUAUUAGAUGAACAGAAAUUUUCUCCAACUAAAUAUUUGGAAUACCAAAGCCAUUGCUUUCGGUUCCCCAUCCAAACUCUAUUUUCCAUCUACCAAACCAAUCCUUCUCCCGGGAAAUUAUGCAAGUUUAAAACACAUUCUGUUCUCGACCUAUUUGACGAAGAGAUAAGUUUCUGAAGACACAUUUAAAACUGCUUAUUUCCACCAUUAAUCUAGGUCGAUGAUCCCUGCCUCAGUUUAUCUGCAACUGAAAACCUUAUCUAUUACCACCAGACAUGGCUACUCCAACACAUCCUGGCAGAUCUCCUACAUCUACCCUGUGUAAACAUGAAGUCAUCUAAAAAUCUGCACCCUCAAUAACUCAACCAAGUCUCAUUCACUUGUCACCCCUGUUGUUGCUAAUUAUAUUGAUCAGAUCCUGCUUAAGCAAUGUUUCGAUGUUAAAAUUGUGAACCUUUUUUUUAAAUCCUCCAGGAUCUCAUUGCUGUUUAUCUGCAGCCUCCUCCAGUUCCACAACUCUUUGAGAUAUCUAUGUUCAUCAGUUGAGGUAUCUUGAGCAUCCCUGAUGUUAAUUGCUCCGCAGGUGGAUACAGUGCUUUCAGUUGCCUAAGCCCUGAGCCUUGGAAUUCCGUCCUUACAUCUUUCCUGCCUCUCUACAUCCCAUUCCUCAUUUGAAAUGCUGCUAAGAACCUACCAUUUUGACCAAGCUUUUGAACAUAUGUUCCCAAUAUUUUAUGUGACUGAUGUCUUUUUGUUGUUUUGUAAAGCUCCUGUGAUGUUACUUGAGAUGUUUUAUGUUUAAGGUACCUUGUAUUUUAUUCAUGUAGGAAAUUCCAACUAAUUGAUCACCUUUUAAAGUUUUCUAGCUUACUUUCACCAUCUUUCCACAUGAGCCACUAGCUAACUUCCAACAUUCCUAUUAAAGCUUCUGCCUAACUGUCAUCACCAUAACAGAAAGCCCAAAGGUCAAUUAAGGAAUGGAACUGGCAGCCCACAAGCUGCAUUUGGCUCUCAUUGCUACUUUAUUUGCUUCCUUUCUGCAAGAAAACAAGCUGAUUGAUGUGAGGGGGAGCAUAGGAGUAGCAGCAAAGAAUGAUGUGCCACAGCUGCCAUAUGCUGUCAUAGUUUAUACACAUCAAAUUCCUUCUCUGUAAUUACUGUAGAUUAUGUGAACAGAGAAAGUAGACUGCAUGAGAGAGAGCGAGGGAAACUAAGAGCUGGCCUUCUCCUGUUUUCAUCCAAUUCUCAAUGACUAAUUAUAAUGUGCUAUCAAUAGAAGUCAGUGCACCUACUAAAUUCGUAUGUGGGUUGGACAUAGAGUGCAGGGAAAUAAUCCAAUGUAAGCUUGCAGGGCAAAGAAAUCUGUGGUCAGAGAAUUACCUCUAAGUUAAAAAUCACGCUGUUGCCAUGCAUGUAUUUUUCAUUCAAUGACAUGACUAUUUCUAACAAAAACUAGCCUUAUUCUGAAACCUGUCUCUGUUUAAUUGAGUCCUACAUUCAACUACCCAAGGGUAUUUAAAAGCCACACCAUUAAAUAAUUCCCAAAAUGUUAUUCUUACAGAAAUGUCAUUCCAAAGUGGAGCAUUUCAAUUUGAAUAUAUCCUUGUGGAAAAGUUUCGGAAAGUCAGUAUACACUAGGUCCAGUGACAAUAAGCUAUUUAUUGUUUAUAAAUCCCUUUCCCGCAAUGUUGUAUUGUUGACUUUGGAUGCACUGAAACAUCCUGAUCUAAUGAUACAGAUAAACCACAUUUGUCUACUACUUGUUCCAGGUGUUACAUAUCUUGUUUUGGAUUAGAUACAAUUUUGGUAAAUUAAAAAAAUGGCUCAAUGUUUUUUCAAGAAGUUUCAACCUGGCCUAAAGACUUGGGAAGUAGCUGUUUUGUAUUUGUUUAUUUAAUGAUUUUUUUUCCAAUGAUUAAUUUAUCAACAAUUGAAAUAAUGUAAGAGUAUUGCUGUGAGAUUUGUAUUGAGGUGAGGAAUCUGUGAUGCUUGGUUUUCAGUGUGAUGAAAAUAAUUUGAAUCUGCAUAGAAAAUCUGUGGGAGAGCAGAUUCCAGUUUCAAGGAAUUUACAAUCCAGUCGCUUAGGACCCUCUUUUAUAAGUAUGGAAUUUUAAUGUGUUGAAUCAUAGUUAGUAGAUUAACUGUUUCUAUCCCAGGGUAAAAUCCAAAGGCUUGACCAUUGUCUAUACAAAUUUGGAAAGCUUUGCAACAUUGAACUUUUAUAAUAAAUGAAGUACUGGUACUACUGGCUAAGAUUUCCUGGGCAAAUACAGAGUUUUUAAAUUAUUUGUUUCAUAUUUUUGCACACGUUUGUCUUUUGAGAAAUACUGGGCAAGCGUUGAAAAGGUUAGCUGGCUGAUGGUCUCUUAAUCAACCAGUCCUGGAAUAGAUCUUUGAAGCUAGAAUUUCUAGAUCAGAGAUAGGGGCACCAACAACUGAGCCACACUACCAAAAGCAGCCUCAUAUAAAUGAUGCACCUAAUGACAAUAAAUUACUAUAACUAUUAAUUACUAUUACGUACCCUUCAAAGUUGUCUUAACAGUGGAACUACUUUGAGGUUGUUAACUGUAAAGUUCCAGGAGUUUCACUUCUCAUUGUUCAGCAGUACAGAACUUUGUUGUUGAAAAAGUACACAUUUUGUCCAAACUUUUCAUUUUGCACUUUUCAGGAUAACUGACAAGAGUACAAAUCAGAGGAAAAACCCAAUUUGUAUUGCAUAAGAGGAGAGUGCUGAUUGGUUGCCAAGUGGGUUCUGAUUAAUCGAGCCUUUGGUAUUAAAAAUGCACCAAUCAAUAAUGAUUUACAAUUAACAUCAACAUAGUUUAAAUGUUAAACCAGGUGAUUGAGUUGGAUUGGUUAGGGAUUGACUUGAGAAAUGAAUCUAUAAGUGACUCACCUAGAUGGUUUGCUAAAACAGUUUGAAACUUUUAUUUGAAAUCUCAUUUGCAAGAACCUCGGUGCCCUGAAGCCCAAUUCAGAAUCUAUGUAUUCCAUGAAAUAAAAUGGUUAGGGUUAGAUUACGAAGUGUAUGUUCAAAGCUCCUUAGUGCCUCCAUUGGGAAAGCUUCAUUUUUUUUAAAAAAGUAACUGAGGAAAUUGAGCAUUUUCUCUGGUUCUCAGCGCAAAAGCAGCAAAGUUAGAAAGCUGUCUACAUCCCCAUGUAACUGCUUCAAAGUCAGGAUAAUUUGAAUGCCUGACCUGAUCUCAGAUCUAUUAAGACUUCUUGAUGCUUCCAGUAGCAAACUAACAGAAAAAAGUGAGACUGUUAAUGUAAUCACAUAUUUAUAUGUCAGAAAGCCACUUAGCCAGCAGAUGAACAUAGAGGGUACAUCUCUAAGUAUUCACAAGUUGUUUCCUUUUUUAUAAUAAAAGAAGUAAUUAAUUAGUGUUUAUAUUUGUAUACAUAUUGAUUUUCUAAGUUUAUGAAUAUCAUUUUG
Molecule: messenger RNA, 7018 nt
Organism: Stegostoma tigrinum
Lineage: Eukaryota; Metazoa; Chordata; Chondrichthyes; Orectolobiformes; Stegostomatidae
Gene: cep72
Product: centrosomal protein 72
Exons: 15
Coding region: 209-2347 (712 amino acids)
Molecular function (GO): protein binding
Source: RefSeq, a predicted model, not a curated record